AAAAUGCAAAUUAGCUAUGAGUUCACGAAAAGAUACACGAAAAAAGAAUUCUAUGAAAACUCUUCUCCAAUUUAAGAGUUCAUUGGUAAAAUUGGCUAAAAUGGAUUCCGUUUUAGAUUUCUUGGGGCUUUAUAGAAACGAUGUAGCUAAGGAUGGAUCUUGCCUUUUCAGAGCUGUUUCCGAACAGCUAUUUUAUACUCAAAUUCACCAUGUUAAACUGCGAGAAUGUUGUGCUGAAUACAUGGAUAGAAAUAGAUCAGCAUAUGAAACAAGUAUAAAGGAUGAUUUUGAUGAAUAUUUGAGUAAAAUAAGAAAUGAAAAGGAAUGGGCGGGAGAAGUGGAAAUGAAAGCUCUUUCCUGUAAAUACAACAUUGAUUUUAUUAUAUAUAAUGCUGCUACUAAACCACCUUUGAAAAUCAGGACAGCGUCUCCAAUUCAGCAUGUUAUGCUAGCUUGCACUGGUAAUAAUCGUUAUGACUGUGUCUACUCAAAGUCUGAUUUAUCAGCUUUAGCUUUCUGCCAGUCUCUUGUUUAUGAAAUAUUGUACAAAAGAGUUUUUGAACUUGGAUCUGAUGUUGAUAUAGCUGUGGAAAAAAUGCUUCAUGAUAAAGCAUAUUCAAAGCAAAGAAGGAACAAUUUGUUAAAUCAAUUAUUUAAAGAAAAUUGCUGUAUUGAAAGUGUUAAAGAAGAUCACAACUUACCUGAGGAUGAUCAAUUAAUCUUUAAAAAUCCUCGCUUUGAAAUUCGUAGAGCUUUGGCACAAGGCGUCCCUCCAUUUCCUUAUAAAGUAGCAAAGACUUUAGAUCCUAACAUCUAUAGGAAUGUUGAAUUUGAUAUGUGGAAUGAAAAGAGGAAAGAAGAACAGAAGAGUGAGCAAUUUGUUGUCCCGAAACUGGAGCCUGGCGUGAAAUGCAAAGUGUACAUCAAUAAAGAAAUUUACAUAGGGCAUGUCCAAGAUAUCUUGAGUGAUAGUGAAGAUGUUUCGGUAUAUAUCGAAGAAUUGUGCAAACGUUGUGUAGUGUCGUCUAAUGUAAUUGAAAUAGUUCCUGUGCCUGCUUAUAAAGCAUUGACUUGGCAAGGAGGUAAAACUUAUAAAGUUUAUACUGACAGUGCUCAAAUAGAUAAGGACAAGAGCAAGAAAAAAGGAUUUAAGAAAAACUGCCAGGAUUAUCCACAAUCUCACUUUGCUAGUGGAAGUAGUCCACGAAAAUUAAGCCCCAUUCUGUGCUCAAAUUCUGUAUCAAGUACGUCUGUUGCUCAAAACUCAUUCCUUGCAAAGAACAGCUUUUGCUCAUUUCAGUUGGAUCUUAGAAAAGGAAAUACAAAUGUUCCUGCAUCUCAGAAAGCAAAAGUAUUGCCACAGAAAAAUAAACAAAAUAUACAAACAAUUUGCUCAACUACAAAUUUUUCGUACGUAUGGAAUGGUGUCGAUAGAAACUUGUCUACACCUCCUAUUCCAAUACCAGGCAAAGUUUCUUCUGAAUGCUACAGAAUUCAACCUGGAGCUUCAGAAACAGCGAGUGAGCUUAAUGAAUCUGACUGGGCUGGUGAAUCAAUAAAGACUUCUUCCGUAUCUCAUCCAUUCAGCCCUCCAGCGUUUUAUGCAGGACAUCCAAAUCAUGAUGGUACAAAUUAUUCCCUCCCCAUGAGCUGUGCAUUCCCUAGCUCUGCAAUAGCUACCACUGCUACUUCUUUACCUCUACCAAUACCUGGAGCUGCUUCUCAGCCAGUUGAUGAAGUGAUGUCCACUUCACCCACACAUUGUCCUGCUCCAAUGGCAGUAUACCCAUAUCCCGUGUACACUGUACCUGGCAUGUAUUUGGUAUGCAGAGAUGGAUCCACCUUACCGUUAACUUGGGGAUCUCAGGAUGUAAUGAAUGGCAGUGAAAUCUCUUCUGGUGUUCCGAGUGUUUUUUUCAACACACCACCAACUGGAAUGUCACCACCCAUUACUUCCUGGAUUCCUAGUGCUGUGCCCAGCUAUGGUUCUACCUGGCCCCCCACCAUUACACCUACUGUUACGUUUUCGCCACCCCCAUCGCCACUAGAGAUGAAUGCUUACCAAUCGAAUACUCUCUCCAACUUGGAGUCCUCAAUCUGGCAUCUAUAUUCCACCACCAACUCCUGUUGCAUACCGUAUGCCAUCCCGACCAUUACAGCAGGAACCACAUCAAAAUUGAAUGAGCUUCUGUCAGAGUUCCACUGAAUUAAUUUUCUUGAUAACUAACAACUUUUAAGUGCUGUUCUAAAACUUGUGUGUCAAAUGUUAAAUGGACUGAAUUUUCUUGCUUCGAAAGGAAAAUUUCUUUUAAAAUUAUUUGCUACACAAGUUUAUAAGAUUUUCAUUGGUAGAAUAGUUUGGUCAGUAUUAAUGAAAUGUCUUUUAUUCUCUUCUGUUGUGUGGAAUUUUAAAUGGGAUACUGAAGCAUUUAAACAAUGUUGAUUUUAUUGCCUCAUUGAAUACCUGUUCCUGUUUUUUCUUUCCUUCCAAUAAAUCGGUUCCUAAUGAACAACUGCUGAAAGUGCCCAGCAUUUUGAAUGCUAGACCUUUGCAGACAAAUUUUUUGGAGGGUUAUAAAAGAUUUAAUCAGCGUGAAAAAUUUGCACUUUCAUUGGUACAUUUUUGUUGAACCUAAUUAAGUUGAUAUGAAAAUUUGGGUACUGCAAUUAUUAACUAUGCUUUACAGCUACAUAUAUAAAUACAAAGCUUAUUUUCCUUAGAGCAUGUUAAAUUUCUUAAUUAUUCUAAAAAUUCUUUUGAAAACAACUAAAAUAAAUCCUAAAUUGUUGUUAAUUUAGAGAUUUAAACGGAACCAAAAUCACAUGCUCUAAGUUCCCAAAAUUCUGUACCAUUAUUUAACCAAAACUAAUAAUUUUAAUUUUAAAGUUCUUUUCUAUUUCUUUUGGCAAUAGAAUUAUAUUUUAAAAAUCAUUGAAUGCAUAGAAAAACAAAUUGGGUGUCUAAUACAUCGAAGUUAACCAAAUGAGCUUUGAAAUAUUAGUAUUUUUCUGAUUUUAAUGGCCUUUAUUAUGGAAGUAAAUUUAGAUCUUAGUUUUAAUGACUCUGCAGUUUUUGUACUUUGAAAAAGAUCUCUAGUUUUAAAAAGUGGAUCUAGAGUUUUGCAGAUGAUUAGAUUUUUAUGGAAUUCAGCAUCAGUUUCUUCCAAUUCUUCUCAAUAUGUGAUUGUAAUGUGAGAAUCUUUUCUUUCUUAAAUUUUUAGGAUGGAAAUUUUACUUUUUUUCGAACUCACUGAGGGUUUUAUUCACAGUUUAUUUUAAUCGGUGAAAUUAAAUUUUCCUUCAUAAAUUGUAUCAUGGAAUUAAAUGACUGGUAGCCUUUACAUUACCACAUCACUGUUCAAAACCUGGGCAUCAUGGGCAUUUGGUGUAUUGUAAAAGCUUUAAAUUGUGUUUGAUCUGUAGCAUUCUUGUUAUAAAAAAUCAUUCAUAAAAAUGGCUGUGUGUGCUAUUGUAUUAUGUAUCUGUGAUACCAACUUUGAUGGCAUUAUUUUCAUGCUGCAAAAUUUCCUGUACUGAAAUUGCAUUUGACAUCAAAUUAUUUUUUCCCCCUCUCAUGAACUAAGGCACAAAGUCUAGGUGUUUUACUUCCAGAAAUGUAAUAAAUAUUUGUCAUUUUCAUGUUA
This is a messenger RNA of Stegodyphus dumicola, 3644 nucleotides long. RefSeq lists its product as uncharacterized. Gene Ontology annotation, biological process: protein deubiquitination. The record is from RefSeq and is a predicted model, not a curated record. Gene Ontology annotation, molecular function: K63-linked deubiquitinase activity; cysteine-type deubiquitinase activity. NCBI's taxonomy places the organism in Eukaryota, Metazoa, Arthropoda, Arachnida, Araneae, Eresidae.